ACACCGCCAGGGGGCGGCGGAGGGAGGAAGAGGAGGAAAAUGGGGCGGGGGAGGAAGGAGACGCUCGGCCCCACAUCCGGGGCGGUGCUUCUUUGGGGGUCUUUGGGGCCUCCCCGACCCUAAAAAACGACCCCAAAACGCGACCCCCCCUCCACCCCAACCCCUGCCGAGGGUGAAGGGCCAUGCAGGAGAACUACGAGAAUGUCAUCUCGUUGGCUGAGGAGAUCGCCAUCAGUUGGCCCCGGAUAACGGCCUUCGCCGAAUCGCAGCGGCGCCGCGGGAUGGGGCAGGGCACCGACGCCGACUGCGACCCCCACCCCACAGAAGCCGCCCCCCCAGCGCCUCUGGGGUCCGGGUCUGGGGUCGGGGGGACCCCGGAUUUGAGGAGGCAGUUGGGGCUGCUGCUGCAGACGGCGGGGCGCUGCCAGGUGGAAAGGAUGCUGCGGGAGCUGGUGCGGGAACAGGGCCCAGCGGGGAACCGGCGAGGGAGGAGGAGAGCGGCGCGAAGCCCCAGGGAUGGAGGUGCCGGCGCCGAGGACCCAUCCCCAAACGGAGCGGAUCCAUCUUCAUCCCCAUCUCAACCAGAACCCGUUGCCAAAACCCAACGCCGCAGCACCAAGAAGGGUGACCCGACGCCGGCGCCGUGCGCCGAAUGCGCCCGCGGCGCCGCCUCCAAACCACGCUGUUGCCUGGGCUGCUCCCGGCGUUGCCGCGCCGCUGUCGUCGCCGCCGAAAAACCGCACCGUUGCGUGGAGUGCGGCAAAGGCUUCAGCCGUGGUUCCAACCUGACCCAACACCGACGCAUCCACACCGGGGAACGGCCGCACCGUUGCGGGGAUUGCGGCAAAGGUUUCAUCCAACGCUCCGAUCUGGAGCGGCACCGACGCGUGCACACCGGAGAGAGGCCGUAUCCGUGCGGGGAUUGCGGGAAGAGCUUCAGUGUCAGCUCACAUCUGGAUCGGCACCGCCGGACGCAUGCGGGAGCCGUGGUGGGUGCCCGCAGCACCCAUCGCCCGGUGCCCGUAAAUGACGUCGGUUCGUCGGCGUCGCAUCGGUGCCCGGAGUGUGGCAAAGGAUUCGGCCAACGCUCGGCGCUUUCCAAACACCGUAAGACGCACGGAGGCGAACGGCCUCAUCGAUGCGGGGAUUGCGGCAAGAGCUUCAGCCGUGGUUCCAACCUGACCCAACACCGGCGCAUCCACACUGGAGAACGGCCGUUCGCUUGCGGCGAUUGCGGCAAAGGUUUCAUCCAACGCUCUGAUCUGGAGCGGCACCGACGCGUGCACACCGGAGAGAGGCCGUAUCAGUGCGGGGAGUGCGGGAAGAGCUUCAGUGUCAGCUCACAUCUGGAGAGGCACCGGAAGAUCCACGUGGCCGAGCGGUGCCACGAACACGUGGAGGAGUUUUUGGCUGCUCACCGGCACGGCCGGGCCUAUAAGUGUGGGGAGUGCGGGCGUUGCUUUGGCCAAGGGGCCGCCUUGCUGAAGCACCAGCGGGCUCACGCCGGUGGGCGCCCGCCGCCCCAUCAGUGCUCCCAUCAAAGCGACGGGGACGGGGAUGGCACGGCGACGUCGGCACCGCCGGAAAAGCCCUACAAGUGCGGGGAUUGCGGGAAGGGCUUCGGGCAGCGUUCGGCUUUGGUGAAACACCGACGGAUCCACACCGGGGAGAAGCCGUACGCCUGCGGGGAUUGCGGCAAGGGUUUCAUCCAAAAAUCGGACCUGACCAUCCACCGCCGCAUGCACACCGGGGAGAAGCCGUACCGCUGCGGGGAGUGCGGCAAGUGCUUCAGCGUCUCCUCCAAUCUCCUCACCCAUCGGCGCACCCACCUGGGAGAGAAGCCCUACGGCUGCCCCGAGUGCGGCAAGAGCUUCAUCCAGCGCUCCGAGCUCACCAUCCACCGCCGCGUGCACACCGGAGAGAAGCCCUACGCCUGCCCGGCCUGCGGCAAAUGCUUCAGCCGCAGCUCCCACCUCAACCGGCACCGGCGCACCCACGCCGGGGAAAAGACCCCCGCGCCGCCCCCCGCCGACCUCCGAGCCGACGUCGGACCCCCGCCCUUCCCUUCCGCCGGACCCCCCCUGCCGUUGUCCCCCCUGGAGCUGCCCUGGCCUCUCUCCUUCCCCGCCCGAGCCUUUGUGCCCCCUGGCUUCCCACCGCCUGCCGCUGCGGCACCCGCAGCUCCGGCGCCGUCCCUGGCCGAGUGAA
This is a messenger RNA of Lagopus muta (rock ptarmigan), 2208 nucleotides long. Its product is annotated as zinc finger protein 345-like. The record is from RefSeq and is a predicted model, not a curated record. The coding region runs from base 183 to 2207 and encodes 674 amino acids. Gene Ontology annotation, molecular function: RNA polymerase II cis-regulatory region sequence-specific DNA binding; DNA-binding transcription factor activity, RNA polymerase II-specific. Gene Ontology annotation, biological process: regulation of transcription by RNA polymerase II. The transcript is spliced from 5 exons. NCBI's taxonomy places the organism in Eukaryota, Metazoa, Chordata, Aves, Galliformes, Phasianidae.